AUGCAGCGACCAGUACAUUUAAUUUUUAAUAUGCUAUUAUUCUGUGUGCAACAUGUGUUUGUAUCUCCAAAUGUCACAUCAGUUUUUCAAUUCACUGAAGAAGCACGAGCUGCUCUUUGUCCGUUUGUUGGUACUACAGGAAUGAGAUGCUUUGAUGGCAGUUCUACACGUACUUCUGGUCGAAACUUUGAGUCGGACUUUAUGAAAUUACCACGUGGUGUCGGUAUUAGUGUUGAUAGAAGUACUGGUCGACUCAUGGCUCCAGCAGUACAAUUAACAUAUCCACCUAUAGGGAGUCGUACUUGGACUGAUGGUCAUACAAGUGCAAUUUUCGAUUUAUUUAAUGAGGCCACAUUGGGACCAGCUAACCGAGUAGCAGCCGCUUACGAUACUGCUCGUGUUCAUAUUUUUCACAAUGCUUCACAAUUGAAUGCAGCAUGGCGAUAA
Molecule: messenger RNA, 447 nt
Organism: Rotaria socialis
Lineage: Eukaryota; Metazoa; Rotifera; Eurotatoria; Philodinida; Philodinidae
Source: the annotation of a GenBank genome assembly